GAGAGAGAGAGAGAGGGGGGAAUCGGGGGUAUCCAAUACAGGAUAAAAUUAGUCCAGCCAGGCCUUAUACUGCUGACGGGGCAGUGGCGGCCAAAAAAAGCCUGCAGUGUGAGCCAACGGUGGAAGCACAAGGAAGCUAGGAAAGCAACCGAGAUCAGCGCUGCAAUGGCCACCAAACGUAAGAAAACAAAAAAGAGCCACCAGGGAGCAGGUGCACGGAGUCCAGCUGUCAGAUGGUCGAGGGAAAGAGUAUUUAUUCUUUCCUCUCUUCUGGGCAGUUGUGGACCUGGUGUACUGGCGUAAGAUGAGAAAGACCGGUGUGGUGUUCACGGGUUUGGUGAUCAGUCUGGCCAGUAUGUUCCAGCUCAGCGCCAUCACCGUGCUCUCCCACAUCUGUCUGGGUGUCAUGUCUGUCACCUUCAUCCUCCGUCUUUAUUACAAACUGCUGGAGCUGCUGCGCUGGAACUCCGGAGUCCAUCCCUUCCAGUCAUAUCUGGAUCAUGACAGCUCUCUGACGGAUAAGGAGACGGUGAUGGUGGUGGAGGAGGUGGUGCUGCUGAUCGCAUUUGCCUGGACAGAGAUCAAACGGCUGAUUUUCAUCGAAAGCAUGAUUGACUCAAUUAAGUUUGUUGUGCUCCUGUAUCUGCUGUCCUAUGUUGGAGUCCAGACGAGUGGACUCACUCUGGUGAUAACCGCUGUGAUCGUUAUUUUCUCCCUUCCUCUGUUGUACAAAAAGCAGCAGAUGCGGAUAAGGAGGAUGGUUAGAGCCAUCAAAGCUUUCGUAAAGAGAAUCAAAAACAUGUGCUUCAGUCUGUGUGAGGCAGUGAGACCUUCUCCUGCUGCGCCACCCGCAGGGGCACCUACACCUACAUCUACACCUACACCAACACCUGCAGCCAAGCAGAAAGCCAAGUCAAAGUAACUUGUUGGUUGCAUGUCGAAAGGACCCCGGAUUAGGAAUUUGAAACGCGUUGGAUGGAUACAUGCUCUGCUGGGCCGCUUUGAGGGGACCCUCAUUUCCAUUUCUUCGCCGUGGUGUUUGUUUAUGGGAGCAAGUUCUAAUUGAUCCCGGCAUCUGAAACAAAGUGGCCAUCCACUCACGGAGAAGGAGUUGAAAUGUACAAGGAGAGAUUUUUGUAUUUACUGAGAUGCUUUCUGUGGGAUGUGUUUAAUAUAACCAGUUCACAGAGCACUGUUUUUUUCCCUUUGAUAACAGGUCUAUUUUUACAUAACAGUGAGCACCGUGUUCCUGUUAAGCUACAGAUUUAUUCAUAACAAAGAAGUAGUAUUGCUGCUCUCACCAGGGAGCAGCAUAAAUUGUUAGCUGGCCAGAAUAUAUCGGACAUGAACUACACCUGCCAUUAAUUUACAUGAACGGUUUUGCGCUUGCUACAUUUAAGUAUUAGCAAAAGCUUUUCAAGAAGCAACAUUUAGCAACUUUUAUGAGAAAUAAUGAGUACAUUGCUCUUCAUGCUCAUUGUAGUUUAUCAGGUUCAACACAGACUUUCUGCUGCUCGUGGUUAAUGAUUAAAGUAACAAGAAAACGUUUACCGUCCUGCAAUAACAUAAAUAGCAGAGAUUUUUUGCUCUUGAUUUUAACUGCUGGUUAUCAUGGAAACAAGAUGUGAACACACAACAGCUUCAGAUGCUGAAUGCCAUGAUCCACCAUGUACACCAGCAACUCUUACUUUGUGCCGAGUGUGCAGACAGCUGCAUUUAGCGGUGGAAAAUGUUCAAAUAGAACAGUCAAAAUGCAGCAGAGGGAAAAAAAUGCUCUGUAGAGUUGAUCUGAACUACUGAGUUGGGUCAUGGAAUCGAUUGCUAAUGUAAAACAUAUCACUAAAAGCUGUGUGGAGCUUGCCAGAAGCCUUUUGUCCACAAAGUAAGUCUUACAAACACCUGUUUAGCAAAGGAGCAAAUGCAAACCCUUUUCUGACAACUGUACUUAUUUAUCUGCCAAACUUGAGCUGGUUUACAUUCAGCAGUUAUUUUAAUUCAGAUGUUUAGAUGGCCAGCUGCUGAUGGCAUGUCAGGUUAAUGUUAUUGACCGCGUAGUGCUCUCUAGUGGUCGGCGUUUCCGGCCUUGAGACGCAACUGCACUCAUACCAAUGUCUUCAUGAACUGACUUCAUUUCACACUGCAUCCUUUAAAGAGAGCUCUGGUCAUUUUGAGUGAGGAAUGAAAAUAAUGGGUCAAUACAACUUGGUUAUUAAAAGAAAAAGUACAUGAUAUGAUUUGGGUUUAAUUUGACAUGUAUUUUUGUAAUUUGGGGGAACCAGCCCUCUUAAAGACGCAUCCAUGCUACGGCUUACCUGGGUAAAAUCUAAAAGGCCUUUAAUCAAUUUGACUCCCUAUUUUUUCCUGUUUAUGUAAAAUUGGCAUCUUUAUACGUGAUGUUAUAUUCUUUUUUGAUGUAUGUUGCUUAACGUAACAAUAAAUUGUGCAAAAAACAAUGUAAUCAUUAGAAAGAUGUUUAAAGUAAGGCACAAUAUUGCGCUUUUUUUUCCUCAUUGUUGUCACUUUCCUCUUAUUUUAGAUUAACCUUCUUUCUACAUUGUUGUUUCCUAUUAUAUUGCUCCAAAAUAAAAGCUUAUUU
Pungitius pungitius (ninespine stickleback) is the source of this 2596-nucleotide messenger RNA. It is a transcript of the gene rtn2b, whose product is annotated as reticulon 2b. Gene Ontology annotation, cellular component: endoplasmic reticulum membrane. Lineage: Eukaryota; Metazoa; Chordata; Actinopteri; Perciformes; Gasterosteidae. The record is from RefSeq and is a predicted model, not a curated record. The transcript is spliced from 7 exons. The coding region runs from base 305 to 922 and encodes 205 amino acids.